CAGAAACGGCAACUGGUCGGAGUCAAUACAGUUUAUCAUCAGUUUAAAUAGAAAUGUACAGUGAACUGUUGUGUGGAGGAUUCUAAUAUUUGUAGCAGGUAAACUCGAAGCGAGUUGCUUCAGUUACCUGUCAUUUUGCAAUCUUGCCUCUCAUCGCAAUUCAGCUGUCUAUAUGAGGUUUUUCCAGUGUCGAUACGCUGUAUGAAAUUGUUACAUAAAAUUCCAUAUAACUUCAUACGUGCUGCGCAAAAAUGACAUCAUCCAUUGUGUUGAGCAAAGAUGUUCCUGAUAUCGAAGCUAUACUGAGCAUUAAUCCAAAGUCCAAAUAUCAUGCAAUUCUCGUGCCAUCAACGUUGACUAAGCAGAACAAACAGCAUUGGAAAAGAAAUAUCCAUGAAAAAUGUAAUAGUUGCGUAUCUUUGACAAAGAAUUUCGACGAUAUCAAGCAUACUACUUUAAGCGAACGUGGAGCAUUGAGAGAAGCCGCGCGUUGUUUGAAGUGCGUUGAUGCACCUUGUCAAAAAUCCUGUCCCACGCAAUUAGACAUCAAGUCUUUCAUCACUUCUAUCUCCAACAAGAAUUACUAUGGUGCGGCCAAGGCGAUCCUGUCGGACAAUCCUCUCGGACUUACCUGUGGCAUGGUUUGCCCGACCAGUAACCUUUGUGUGGGUGGAUGCAAUUUAUAUGCGACCGAAGAGGGACCCAUCAACAUCGGCGGCCUUCAACACUUUGCAAUGGACGUUUUUAAGCAGAUGAAUAUUCCUCAAAUAAGGAUACCCAAUCAAACAGUACCUCAUGCAAACACAAAAAUCGCUCUGCUCGGUUGUGGACCAGCUUCUCUUUCAUGCGCGACAUUUCUCGCCCGACUCGGUUACAACGAUAUUACGAUCUUUGAGAAAGAAAAAUAUAUAGGCGGAUUAAGUUCCUCCGAAAUACCACAAUAUAGACUUCCAUAUGAUGCUGUCAAUUUCGAAGUCGAUCUCGUUAGAGAUCUAGGAGUGAAGAUUGAAUUAGAAAGAUCGUUAUCUGAAGAUGAUUUGACGAUACAGACUCUUCAAGAUGCUGGAUAUAAAGCAAUCUUUUUAGGAAUCGGAUUACCGGAAUCGAAGAAUAUACCAAUCUUCGAAAAUCUUAUGCUGACAGAAAAGGAUCCCACGAAAAUAGGCUUUUUCACUUCGAAGAGUUUCCUGCCGGCUGUCGCAAAAGGUAGCAAACCAGGAAUGUGCGCUUGCAAACGUCAGGAACUUCCGUCUCUUUACGGCAACGUAAUCGUCCUUGGUGCAGGAGAUACCGCUUUCGAUUGCGCCACUUCUGCUCUUCGAUGUGGAGCCAAAAAGGUCUUUGUUGUCUUUCGGAAAGGUUUUACCAACGUACGAGCUGUUCCAGAAGAGAUGGAUUUGGCGAAGGAAGAGAAGUGCGAAUUUAUACCUUUUCAAUCACCAAAACAAGUUAUUCUUCGUAAUGGAAAAAUUUUCGCAAUCGAAUUUUGCAAAACCGAACAGAAUGAGAAAGGCGAAUGGAUUGAAGACGAAGAACAAAAGUUCGUUUUAAAAACAAACUUUGUGAUUUCCGCUUUUGGAUCAGGAUUAUAUAGUUCUACUGUGAAGAAUGCCAUGGCGCCAAUUAAGAUAAACAGUUGGAACUUACCGGAAGUUGAUGAGAACACGAUGAUGACCUCGGUACCAGGUGUGUUCUGCGGAGGAGAUCUUGCUGGUGUCGCUCAAACGACCGUGGAAUCCGUAAAUGACGGAAAGACAGCCGCAUGGUAUAUGCACAAAUACAUACAGGAAUCUUACGGCUUGACAGUGCCGGAAACUCCGCAAUUACCGAAGUUUCAUACCGCUAUCGAUGAUGUUGAUUUAAGUAUUGAAAUGUGUGGGCUAAAAUUCGAGAAUCCUUUCGGUCUGGCUUCUGCACCACCUUGCACCACCAGCGCGAUGAUACGACGUGCUUUCGAAGCUGGCUGGGCCUUUGCUGUCACGAAAACUUUCUCCUUGGAUAAGGAUCUCAUCACCAAUGUGUCGCCGCGUAUCAUCAAAGGCACAACGUCCCGUCAUCAUUAUGGACCCGAGCAGAGUAGCUUCUUGAAUAUUGAACUGAUAUCUGAGAAAACCGCCGAUUAUUGGUGCCGCAGUAUCACGGAAUUGAAGCAAGAUUUUCCUUCAAAAAUUGUCAUCGCGAGCAUUAUGUGCACGUAUAAUAAAGCUGAUUGGACAGAACUAGCAAAAAAAGCGGAAGCAGCUGGUUCUGACGGCUUAGAAUUAAAUUUAUCAUGUCCUCAUGGCAUGGGCGAGUCCGGUAUGGGUCUGGCCUGUGGACAGGAUCCCGAAUUAGUAAGAAACAUCUCCAGAUGGGUUCGCGAAGCCGUCAAGAUACCGUUCUUUGUAAAGUUGACACCCAAUAUCACCGAUAUUCUUUCUAUCGCUAAGGCAGCUUACGAAGGCAAAGCUGAUGGCGUCACCGCCAUUAAUACAGUAUCAGGAUUAAUGGGACUUUACGCUGAUGCGACUCCAUGGCCAGCAGUAGGUCUGAAUAAGUUAACGACGUACGGCGGAGUAUCAGGAAACGCUACUAGACCUCAAGCUCUGAGGAUCAUCUCGACGGUCUCAAAACAUCUUCCUGGUUUCCCAAUUCUCGGCGCCGGCGGCGUCGACUCAGCCGACGUCGCUCUGCAAUUCUUGCAUUGCGGUGCAUCGGUCAUCCAGAUUUGCAGUGCCAUUCAAAAUCAAGAUUUUACUCUAAUAGAUGACUAUGUGACUGGUUUAAAAGCAUUAUUAUACUUGAAGAGUCUGGAACAGGUAAAGGACUGGGAUGGUCAAAGCCCACCAACAUUUAAGCAUCAGAAAGGCAAGCCUAUUUCUCUACAACAUGCUCUUGGCAAAAAAGUACCGUAUUUUGGUGAAUAUCAAAAAUUGCGCGAACAAAAGAUAGCUGAGUUGAAAGUUCAUUCGAAUCUUUUGGAUAAAGUCGUGCCGGUAACGAGACCAGCUCCAAAACCUAUCGCACCAAUACCUACUAUUAAAGACAUAAUCGGCAAAGCAUUAAUACAUAUUGGCAACUACAGAGAUUUGGAUAACAAGAAGCAAGUAAUUGCUUUGAUCGAUGAUGAUCUGUGCAUAAAUUGCGGCAAAUGUUACAUGGCUUGCGCAGAUUCCGGAUACCAGGCAAUUACUUUCGAUCCUGACACGCACAUCCCCAAAGUAACGGAUGAUUGCACCGGAUGUACACUUUGUCUGUCCGUAUGUCCGAUUAUUGAUUGCAUCACUAUGGUUCCAAAAACAAUUCCGCAUGUAAUUAAAAGAGGCGUGCCGCUAAAAAAUGCAGUCGAAAUUUAUUAAACAGUUCAACAAUUAUUAUUAUCCAAUUAUGAUCCAAAGAUUUUUAUAUUAGCAUAAUUUGUUAAAAGUUCUUGACUAUUUAACUGUUAUCAUGUUAUAUCAGUUUUUAUUAAAAUUAAUA
Molecule: messenger RNA, 3459 nt
Organism: Camponotus floridanus (Florida carpenter ant)
Lineage: Eukaryota; Metazoa; Arthropoda; Insecta; Hymenoptera; Formicidae
Gene: su(r)
Product: dihydropyrimidine dehydrogenase [NADP(+)]
Exons: 16
Coding region: 252-3338 (1028 amino acids)
Biological process (GO): 'de novo' pyrimidine nucleobase biosynthetic process; thymine catabolic process; uracil catabolic process
Cellular component (GO): cytosol; cytoplasm
Molecular function (GO): dihydropyrimidine dehydrogenase (NADP+) activity; uracil binding; iron-sulfur cluster binding
Source: RefSeq, a predicted model, not a curated record